CUUCUUCCUCUCUUUUCCUCCCAUUCUCUACUUCUGCUCUUCUACUCUCUUAUCCUCUUAUUUGAUUCAUUCCCAUCUUUGGUGACUGUGUAAAUACAUAUACUCCAUACUCGCACCUGUCUACUUCAAGCUUACCCUACCUGUCUUGUUUACUGUAUACUUGGCGCUGCCUUAUCCGAUAACCCUACAUACCUUAACCAUCUCGGUGAAUCUCUUAUAUCGCCUGCCAUCCUCAUCCAUCACCCCACAAGGAAGCUAUCAGCUAUCUCCAACAAUUCACAAUGGCAGCUCCUCGCUCAAGUUCCCUGCGUGCUCUUCGUCUGCUCUCGCAGCACCACUCUACUACUCUCCCCUGCGCUCGCCGGGGCCUGCACAUCACCGGCGUCCACUCGGCGCAACCGGCCAACGUCUCAGACCGAGCCUCUCUGUACUCCAGCCGCACCAUUGCUGAUCUCAAGAAUGAGUGCCAGAAGCGCUCCUUGAGGAGCAGCGGUACGCAAGCCGAGCUUGUCGAGCGUCUCCAGAACCAUGACUUCCUCCAAUCCCGCGCCUUCAGCAUCGCCAUGCGCCGUAUCAGCGGCAAUUCCAUUGCAGAGCAAACCCACAGCCGUCAAUUCAACACCUCUCGGUCCAUGAAGGCCGUGGGUGACUCAUCCACCGUCGACUUCGCCUACAUGCCCUCACUGGCGGAGCUCGAUGGCCCGGCCGCUCGCGCCGAUCCGCAAUUCCCGAUUGUCCCCGACUUCUACUCCCACCAGAGCGCGGCCGCGACGGAUUCCCCCAUGAAGCCCCAGAUCUACACCGUCUCCGGUGGGGCGGCCGAUGUCUCCGCCAGUCCGAUGACGGAGGUCGUCGACAACCACUCGGUGGACAUCGACCCCUUCUCGCUGACUGAGGCGGUGGGUAAGUCCCGUUCCGGGGCGGAGUCGACCCAACAGAAGGAGCCUGGUGUGUUCCGCGAGCUGUGGACGGGGGUGGUGGAUGACAUCUUAGGUAGACAGCCGGCUGUUGUCAGAAAGUGAUGCGUCCCACCCGGGUGAUCGAUUUAUCCCAUUUUCAGAAUGUCUUGAUUGUCUCUAGCGAUGCGUGAUGUCUAUUGUGUUAUCCUUUUCUUAUAGUCAUAGUGUUAUCACCAGGUUAAGCUGAAAGUGUUAAAAAUGACAGAUCUAUACCUAAGCAUUGAAUUGAUCUGUAUGUGUAUACCCCACAACACUCUCUUAGAAGAAUGAUGUAGAACAUCAAUCAAACAAUCCAUCCAUCAUCCAGCCCACGCGACACAUAACAGACCAGUAUUUCACGUACGCAUGAUCAUAGACACAUACAUAGUAAAAAGCUCCGAUUAACCGAGCCAAAUCCUUCUCGAAGGGCCACCAAGUCAACUAGUUACCCCAGAGAAAUUGAGUCAGCGGCCGCCGGGGAAGUACCACCCAAGUCCGAC
Aspergillus aculeatus ATCC 16872 is the source of this 1438-nucleotide messenger RNA. RefSeq lists its product as uncharacterized. Bases 282 to 1022 code for a protein of 246 amino acids. NCBI's taxonomy places the organism in Eukaryota, Fungi, Ascomycota, Eurotiomycetes, Eurotiales, Aspergillaceae. The record is from RefSeq and is a predicted model, not a curated record. The transcript is spliced from 3 exons.